Prorocentrum cordatum is the source of this 249-nucleotide messenger RNA. Lineage: Eukaryota; Dinophyceae; Prorocentrales; Prorocentraceae. The record is from the annotation of a GenBank genome assembly.
GUACUGGGGCGAGUACUUCCCCCUCGGCGGCCUCGGCGGCCUGCCGCUGGUCGGCAAGACGGGCUGGGGCGCCUUCUCGCACCACUGCCCGGAGGAAGCGGCAACAUCUUCGUCAUGUACGGCCCCCACGUCGGCAUCACCGAGGCCGGCGAGAUCGGCAAGUUCAACCGCGUCGGCCAGAACAGCACCUCCAGCCGCGUGCGGGGCCUUCGUCGGCGCCUACAAGCAGACGAUGAACUGGUCCGGACG